UGUGUUGACGUAAGCGCAGUGGACUCCCUCGGCCGCGACGACCAACAUGGGGACGGCCGCCCGCCAGACUUUGCUCUUAAUUCUUGUGUGUGUGGGGUCCGGGGGUUUUAAUAAUGCCGCUGCGAACAGCCCAGAUGCAGCCUCAGCAGGGGUCACCGUGGUGGACGGGAUCGACAUGUCCAAGUACCACCAUCACGACGACUUGCUGCGGCUGGCGGAGACCCUGAAGGUGCAGUACCCGCACCUGGUGGAUCACUACUCCGUGGGCAAGUCCGUCCAGGGGAGGGAGCUCCUGGUCCUCAAGAUCAGCGAGAAUGUGGCCGAGCGGGACCUCACAGAACCCAUGUUCAAAUUCGUUGCCAAUAUCCACGGGGACGAGACCGUGGGGCGCGCCCUUAUGGUGUUCCUGGCACAGUACCUGGUGGGCCAGUACGGCUCCGACCCCAGGGUCACCAGACUGCUCAACCAGACCGAGAUUCACCUCAUGCCGUCCAUGAAUCCCGACGGCUUUGAGCUGGCCAAGGAAGGGAGUUGUAAUGCCUUCAGAAACUCAGGCCGAGAGAAUGCCAACAAUCAAGAUCUGAACAGGAACUUCCCUGUUCAGUGGGAGAAUCCCUCGGAAGCAGAGAUGGAGAAGGGAAGAGAACCCGAGACAUUGGCUGUCAUGAGCUGGAUUGUUCGGAAUCAAUUUGUUUUAUCUGGUAACCUGCAUGGUGGCUCUGUGGUUGCCAGUUACCCAUUUGAUGACAGCAGCCGUCACACUGAUUGCUGUGUUGAAAGCAAGACUCCCGAUGAUCAAAUUUUCCGCCUCCUGGCCUCUACGUAUGCCUCAAACCAUGGUACAAUGCACCAGGGAAAUCUCUGUGUGGGAGAUAACUUCCGAGGGGGAAUUACCAAUGGGGCUUUUUGGUAUGAUGUUAAAGGGGGAAUGCAAGACUUCAACUAUGUGUAUGGAUCAUGCUUUGAAGUAACCUUUGAGCUCUCCUGUUGUAAGUAUCCCAUGGCAUCUGAGCUCCCAGAUGAGUGGAUCAAGAACAGGGAAUCACUUCUGGCAUUCAUGGAAAAGAUUCAUAUGGGUGCAAAAGGUGUUGUGACGGACUCCGUAACUGGGGAAGGAAUAGAAGGAGCGAAAGUGAGUGUGGAGGGAAUUAACUACAAUGUGACAACUUCAUCAAGAGGCGAAUACUGGAGGCUGCUCUUACCUGGAACCUACACUCUGGUGGCAAAGGCAUAUGGGUAUGAGACAGCCCAGGAGAGUGUGGUUGUGGUGAAUGGAACCGUUUCUCGUUUGGACUUCAAGCUCAAGCAAAUUGCACAAGGAGACAGGUUGGAAAAAUUAAAGAGUGUUAAGAUUGAUCUGCCCAUUAAGGAACGUGCAAAACGAGACCUGUCGAAAACUCCAUUGUUAACAACAACUAAUUCUGAGAUUGAUACAAAAAAAGACACUGAGGUUACUACACCUGUGGGAUAUUCUAACACUUACACUAAUGAAAAUAACAGUUAUACCUCUGGAAUCUCUGGCACCACAAUGCUUCCUACUUCUAGUCUGGUAAUGGCAGAUCUUACUGAAAAUGGAAGUGGUUCACUUGCAACUCUUGUUGAAUUAAGUAACAGUAGUGUCACUGUUCCUAUGGAAGCUUACACUACAAUAAGUAGUAGCAUGCCAGCAUCAAUAUCAUCAACCAGUAGUGAAACUCAGCUUUCGUUGACUACUGAAAGUUUAGACUCGUCAUCCCCUGUGUCAGCUGUAACUCCACCACCUCCUGCAGUCAGCACAACUACUACAACAACUACAACAACUGUAGCUACAUUUAAACCCAAGAAGCCAGAGGAAGAAGGCUUUACUUCAGAGCCAGAGUUUAAAUAUCACCAUUACCCAGAUUUGCAAGAUUUCUUGAUGAAGUUCGCUAAAAGAUACCCAAGUCUUACACGAUUAUACUCCAUUGGUACUAGUGUAGAAGGCAGAGAACUCUACGUCUUAGAGAUCUCUGACAACCCUGGCAUUCACGAGCCUGGUGAGCCAGAAUUUAAAUAUGUUGGCAACAUGCAUGGAAAUGAAGUCGUAGGACGCGAGACACUCCUUUUGUUGAUACAGUACCUGCUCGAAGGAUAUGGUGUUAAUGACCGUGUUACAAGUCUUGUUAAUGAUACAAGAAUACACAUUAUGCCUACUAUGAAUCCAGAUGGUUUUGAGGCUGGAAAUGAAGGUGACUUUGCUGGAGUUCUAGGAAGAACCAAUGCUAAUAACAGAGAUCUAAAUAGGAAUUUCCCAGAUCAGUACUUCACCAACCAGCAAAACACAGUUCAGGAGCCAGAAACUUUAGCUGUGAUGAAGUGGCUGAAGGAGUAUCCCUUCGUCCUCUCAGCAAAUCUCCAUGGAGGGUCUCUGGUUGCCAACUACCCAUGGGAUGACAAUCCCCAAGGGAGAAGUGGCCUCUACAGUGAAUGCCCAGAUGAUGAGAUCUUCAAGAAGUUAGCCAAAGCCUACUCAUUUGCUCACCCAAAAAUGCCACAUGGGAAACCAUGUAACAGUCUAAGUGUGGUAUUCCCUGAUGGUAUCACAAAUGGUGCCAGGUGGUAUAGUGUAUCAGGUGGUAUGCAAGACUACAACUACUUGCAUUCAAACUGCUUUGAAAUAACGGUUGAAAUUUCAUGUAAUAAGUAUCCAUAUGCAAAGGACUUGCCAAGAUACUGGAUGGAAAACAAGAAUUCUCUUAUUACAUACAUGGAACAGGUCCACACUGGGUUGAAAGGAUUUAUUUUGGAUGAAAAUAAUAAUCCUAUCAGUAAUGCUACAAUCUCAGUAGCAGAUAUUGAUCAUGACAUUGUAUCAGCUGCUGAUGGGGAUUACUGGAGGCUUCUUGUUCCAGGAGAGCACCUUAUUACAGUGCAUGCCCCUGGGUAUCAGCCAAGUAGCAAGAAGGUCGAAGUUCCUCACCUGUGGUCGAAGCAGGUCAACUUCACCCUAAAGGCUGAUGACUCGCAGGACUGGUCUGUGAGGGAAGAUUUCAGCAUCACAGAAAACCUUGGGGAGACCUAUUUGAGCAACUCCGAGCUCAGUGCAGCCAUGGCCAAGAUUGAAAACGAAUACAGGGAAGUGGCUGAAUUUUUGGCCAAUGAGAAUGAGUGGAGUAUGAAAAUCCAUGCUCUCCAUAUGGCUGCUGAGCAAGAGGCAUCAUUUGACAACAGAGUUCGAGUAAUGGUACUUGGGGGGUUGUACGGUGCUCAGCCUGUUGGUCGUGAGCUUGUCAUGCGUCUUGCUCGACACCUGGGAGCAGGAUGGGCCAAAAAGGACACAAAGAUACAAACUUUGUUAGAGAAUACAAGGAUUUUCCUUGUGCCGGCAAUUGAUAUUGAUGGUUUUGAUGCAGCUAUUCCAGGAAUGUGUGGAUACAGCAAAUUAAGUGAGAUGCAGAAUGAGGUUGGAGGCUCAUUCUCACCAGAGAUAAGCAAUACUUACGCUCAGGCUACGAUUUCAAUGUUGGAGCAGAUCAAGCCACAUGUUGUGCUCUCCCUCGAGUCUGGAGGAAUCUUUAUGAGGUUCCCACGAGAUGACCCCUCGGCAAACACUCCCAUGACUCCAGAUGAGGCCAAUUUCCAGUUUUUGACAGAGACAUAUGCGCAUGGGCAUCCUACAAUGCUGCAGGCUGAGAACCCAUGCUCGCAAUUUACCAAAAGUGCACCAACAGGCAUACUCCAUGGCCAGGCACUGGGUGUUUACAAAAAUUCCCUGCUGGACUACACCUACAAUAAUAUGAAUGAUACACUUAUGGUUGCAGCACAUGUGAGCUGCUGCAAUUACCCUGAAGGCUGGCAGCUAAAAACACUAUGGCAGGAAAAUAAGAAUUCUCUAGUGGAUUUCCUUCACACCACUCACCAAGGCAUAUCUGGACAGGUGGUGGACGACAAGGGGGAACCCGUGACUACAGCCAAGGUGCUCGUUGAUGGCAAGGUGGUUGAACUGCAAGAAAUGGCUUCCUUUAGGAAACUGCUGCCUGUAGGCUCACACUCUCUCCAGGUAACUGCAAAUAACUUGGAGAACAAGACAAUGGAGUUAGUCGUCCCUGCUAACAAGGAGGUCCCAGCUAGUGUCACUCUGGAUUCACUCAAAGAGAUGACAAUAGGCUACCAUUCAUACUACGGGACGGAGGAUCACCUGCGGAAGCUCAACUCCAACUACUCAGAAAUAUCGAACCUUUACUUAAUUGGAAGAAGCUCAAAGAGUCGGCAGAUUUUAGCAAUGGAAAUUGAUGCUGCACGAGAUGCUAAACAACCAGCAGUACCUUCAGUAGCUAUAAUUGGAGGUCUUGGGGCAAGUGACAGAGGUGGCAAGGAGCUGGUCCUGGAAUUUGCAAGGUACUUACUUUCUCACUAUAAUCACGAUGCAACAGUGAGUAAGAUACUGCAGAUGACACGUGUUCAUCUGGUACCAACUCUGAACCCAGAUGGCACUGCUGAAGUAUCAAAAGGCAAGGAGAAGGGAGAGAAUUGUCUGCAAGUGGAUACAAAGAAUGGCAAUGGUGUUGAUAUGGACACAAGCUUCACUGCUAAAGAUUCAGAGACCACAAAUGUACAGCCUGAAGUUACAGCCAUUCAGAAGUGGAUGACAGAAAAGAAAUUUACCCUGGCCCUUGUGCUGAGAGGAGGAGGACAGGGAGUGGCAAUACCGCUGUCUAGUCUCUCCAGCUCCAGUAUGACACAUCAUGAUUCUGAGGUCUUCUAUCGUCUUGGCUCAGUGUACUCAAAGGCAGCAGGACUACCUCAGGAUAAGUCGGAGUGCAGAGAUGUCAAGCUCACCAAUGGCACAGCCCCCGAUUCAGAAUAUUAUCCCCAUUCUGAAAGCCUGUUGGACUGUUUUUAUGGCCACAGUGAGACUCUGGCCCUCAAUGUUUACUAUAGUUGUUGUGGUACUCCUGAUGAAAAGACUCUGGGUCAGUUGUGGAGGAAACAUAAACCAGCACUACUUAAGUACCUUACUCUUGCAAACAUGGGUGCAAUGGGAUACGUUACUGAUCUGUUUGGGUCUCCAAUACCUGACGCACAGAUCAAGUUUGAUGAAUCAGAGCAUGUUGUUACCUCCUCUGUAGACCAUGGAGCUUGGUGGAGGCCCUUGACCCCUGGAACACACACACUUACAGUCAAUGCUGAAGGAUAUUACAGUCAGAAAAAGCUUUUGCAAGUGGUCGGAGGUGAUACAGUUGUCUUCAGAUUGGAAAAAGAUGAUAGUGUAUUUGGGAUGCCUAGAAUGGUGUUUGUGAUCAUUGCUGGUUCUCUUACUCUGCUGCUAAUGGUCUGUUGCCUCUGUGUUGCCACUCUCCGCUCAAAACACCAAAGGAGAAAACAGUAUGGCUUCUACCAGCUAGGCAAUGCUGCUGACAUUUUCAAUGAUAGCUCUAGCGGCUCAGAUGACGAAACCCAGCUAAGGUUCUUGAAUGGAGCAGCCAAGAACAAAGUAAAAAAGAAGAGAACAAGCAGAAUACCCACCUACAAAGACCUCGUUUCAAGCUCAUCGGAUGAAGAUGAGCUAUUCCUUAAGAAUACCUAUGUGAAGAAGAAGGGGCAGAGGUGAUUGUUGUGUUUAGCCUCUAUGUAAAUAGUUCUCUGAAAGAACAAAGGUACAUUAGGUAUAGGUAAUGCUACAGUAUGGCACAAUAUACCCUUAAUGGAUACACUGUUACACAAAUACAUGCAUACACACUCACACACACACACACACACACACACACACACACACACACACACACACACACACACACACACACACACACACACACACACACACACACACACACACACACACACACUCAGAUUAGAAAUUACAGUUAGUACAUUUACAAAGCUUACUGGUGUGUUAGUAUGGAGCUUGGAAUUGCAAGGUAUUUGAUAAUGUUCAUGUGGUUGAAGUGGCUUUUCCAAGAUGUAGAAAAAACAAAAUUCUCAGUAGCCUAUAUGUACAUACCCAUAAGUACUUGUACACACUUACACAUCAUACUUAUGCAUACAUACAUGCGCUUAUGUGUUUAGGGAGUUCAUUUGCAUAUCUAUGCUGUUGUUUUUUCAUUGCUUCCAGAUUUAUAUAAGGAUUUCUAUGCAUAGUGUUUAUAUGAAUAAGUGUAUACAGGUAUUAUGACCAAAUAAAAAGGUAGUACAAGAAGGAAAGGAAAAUGUUCACACACAGUAACACACACAUUCAUAUAUAUGUAUAUCUGUGAUUAAUUUUUUUUUAUGUCUUAUCAUUUUUAUAUUGAAAAAGAUUUUAUAGUAGCUAAUAUGCUUUAAGUAGAAAUCAAUAUAUUAAAACAGUAUCAUAUUUAUUAAAGAUGUAUGGUAAUUAUUAUUAGCCACAGGGUGAGAAUCAGACAGACCCAGAAUAGAAAAAUGCAGUAUUUGAUUUAACCCAACAGAAGCCUUGUUAGCAGUGACAUCAGUAUUACCUUCACAAUACUUACAUCUAAAAGUAUUUUUUUACUGAGUCACAAUAUCUGCUUGAAUGAAAUUAGGCAACCCAGUGCUGCUAAGCUCUAGAUAUUUCUCUUGUAAGAUAGUUCUUGCAAUUUUUCUUGUAGUAAAGAUUACUGGUAGAAUUUUGUAUUUUUAUAUAGUAAUUUCAGAGUAUUUUAAAGAUCACUGUAAUUGUGAUAGUAGGGGCUGAAAGCAAUAAUAAAAGCUAGUAACAUGUAAUAUUUACCGGUCUUACUCAUGAACUAUCUUGAAUUGAUUGGGGAAAGUAAUGAAAAAAUUAGGGUAUUAUAAAUCCGUUCAAAAUUCUUGACCGUUACACAGUGCCUUGAUGUCAUAAAAUGUUAAGUACCACAAGUAUUUUAAUCUCAUAACAUGUAGGUACUGUAGUUUUAUGACAGUGAUGACUCCACAGUUUUAUGUAGAAUUCAGAGCUAGUUAUUUGAAUUUAUGUUCCUCCCCAUUUCUAUAUAUAAUAUAAUUUUUUUAAUGAAGUGUAAAUAUUGGCAAUGGGGGAAGCUAAUAUAAAUUAUUUGGUAUUUUUUUGUUAUUAGUAAGAGUUCCGGUAUAUAACCAAAAUGGAGAUAAUAGAUGAAAUCAAAUUAUGGAUUGUUGGGUACACAUUAUUUUCAUUAUAAAUUUUAGGGAGAAGGGUAAUUGCAGCUGAUAUUGAGAUGCUUUUAUGUAUUGUUGUUAAACCUAGGCUUUAUCAUAGUUUGUUGUCUUGCAUUUGUUGUAUCAAGGCAAUUUUUUAUAUGAUUUACUUGUCAUUAAGAUGUUGACUAAAGUGCCUUACUAAUCUGUGUUAUCAAUUUGAUUAUAAAUAAUGAAAAAAUAAUUUGGUAUGAAUCAGUGGUUUAUAUUCUUUACUUAGUUCAAUACCAGGUGGUAAUUACCACUUAUGUUCAAAUAGAAAAUAAUGUUAUAGAUCAAACUUAUUCACGAACACAUUCUUUUUAAGUGAACUGCAUUCAUUGCAACAAAUGUAGAAAAGAUAUCAAUGAGAAUAAAGAUCUUCACAGUUUAAUAGAUUUAUUUGACCAUUUUUCAUUAUAUCUUCGUCAGAAAUACAUGAUCUUUAUUCACGACGAAUAUAUAAUUGAAACCAGUCAGAUCCAUCUCUUGCACUGUGAAGAUAUUUUGUUCUCAUUCAUACCCUUUUGUACUAUUCUUUUUGAAUGAAAUGAGAAAGUGCUCCUUGUCAUGUGAAGGAAGAGUGUCUUAACUAUUUUUUUUUUUCUUUUUAUGGAAUUGAGCAAAGAACAAAAGUAAAUGGAGUGGGUUGUGAUUUUUGUAUCAUAGAGUUUAUGUAAUAGUUUUAUGCAUUUUAUAAAUUUGUUUCUGUAUUUUUUGUAAAUUAUAUUUUACUUGCGAUAAUAAAUCUUAUGUGUAACAUUUGA
Molecule: messenger RNA, 7859 nt
Organism: Penaeus chinensis
Lineage: Eukaryota; Metazoa; Arthropoda; Malacostraca; Decapoda; Penaeidae
Product: carboxypeptidase D-like
Exons: 30
Coding region: 47-5569 (1840 amino acids)
Biological process (GO): proteolysis
Molecular function (GO): zinc ion binding; metallocarboxypeptidase activity
Source: RefSeq, a predicted model, not a curated record